Molecule: messenger RNA, 9545 nt
Organism: Schistosoma intercalatum
Lineage: Eukaryota; Metazoa; Platyhelminthes; Trematoda; Strigeidida; Schistosomatidae
Source: the annotation of a GenBank genome assembly
GACCGUUCAGCCUAAGAUCGAACCGGUUCCUGUGACUGUGAAGACGUCGAAUGUCGCUAUGCAGACCAGUAAGUUCUCAAGUCUCUGUCAGACAACCAGUGAAGUAGUGACACAUGUGACACCGGCACCCUACGUCGAGUCAUCACUAUCCAUGGCCAUGAAGGUCGAGAAGCCAGUCACUCAGGACGUUGGAAUGCAGUUCGGAAUGCGUGUGGCCACGCGUGUCAUGAGCUCUGGCUACCAGGUGCAACAGACCAGCAGCCACACACUGACGGAAGCAGUGGGAGUAGCAGAACGAGAAGUACAGGUGACUCAAACCGAACGACCAGUUGUGACCAGUGUGGAUCACAGAGAAAUGAAGACAGUGAAACCUGAUCAUAUGAUGUCAGUGAGUACCUCCUACGCAGAACCGCCUGUCAAACAGCCACCACCACGCCAACUGACUGACACUGCCACACAGGCGACCUCCGUUACCACACACGUCACGGAAUCCAGUGAGCAUGUGAUUGUCUCUAAACCCACCGUUCAAGUCCAAGCACCUCUCGUCACCGAGACCGCCUCAUUGGAGUUACCCACACCUGAACCUGUUCGCAAAACAUCACUAGUGGAAGCCACACAGUUCGUGAAACGUUCCACAGUCGACCAACAAAUCGACACAGUACCAGUCUCCUCGUCCGACGUGGGUGCACAGACUGAGCCACACAAAUCUCUACUCGACGGUGCUGCCCAUUUGUCGUUGAAACGCACCGAUGCGACGUCACAAGCCAAACCUGUCCAAUUGUGCAUGGUGGAUUCUUGGAGUGAGAUACAUGCACCAGUGAAACCAGAGACACCAGUUGUUCCGGUCCACGAACCACCGAAACGCAUCCAAACAUUGGAAGCCUGUGUGCAGACGGUGAAGGAAAGUGUGUGUGUUGUGGAUAGUGCGACCAGUGUGUUAAUGAAGUCGCCGGAAAGUGUGCUUGAUUCGGCUGCAGCUUUCGUGAAGAGACCGAGUGUGAAUGCUGAAGUGCAAGUGGAUAGGGUGAGCACACCGGUCGUCAGUCUGACCACACACAAGUUAGAACCGAAAAUGGUCGAGAGGAGUCUGUGUACCAGCUGUGGACAUCGGUACGUGAAUACCGAAGAGAUGGCUUGUCAGACCGUUCAGCCUAAGAUCGAACCGGUUCCUGUGACUGUGAAGACGUCGAAUGUCGCUAUGCAGACCAGUAAGUUCUCAAGUCUCUGUCAGACAUCCAGUGAAUUAGUGCCACAUGCGACACCGGCACCCUACGUCGAGUCAUCACUAUCCAUGGCCAUGAAGGUCGAGAAGCCAGUCACUCAGGACGUUGGAAUGCAGUUCGGAAUGCGUGUGGCCACGCGUGUCAUGAGCUCUGGCUACCAGGUGCAACAGACCAGCAGCCACACACUGACGGAAGCAGUGGGAGUAGCAGAACGAGAAGUACAGGUGACUCAAACCGAACGACCAGUUGUGACCAGUGUGGAUCACAGAGAAAUGAAGACAGUGAAACCUGAUCAUAUGAUGUCAGUGAGUACCUCCUACGCAGAACCGCCUGUCAAACAGCCACCACCACGCCAACUGACUGACACUGCCACACAGGCGACCUCCGUUACCACACACGUCACGGAAUCCAGUGAGCAUGUGAUUGUCUCUAAACCCACCGUUCAAGUCCAAGCACCUCUCGUCACCGAGACCGCCUCAUUGGAGUUACCCACACCUGAACCUGUUCGCAAAACAUCACUAGUGGAAGCCACACAGUUCGUGAAACGUUCCACAGUCGACCAACAAAUCGACACAAUACCAGUCUCCUCGUCCGACGUGGGUGCACAGACUGAGCCACACAAAUCUCUACUCGACGGUGCUGCCCAUUUGUCGUUGAAACGCACCGAUGCGACGUCACAAGCCAAACCUGUCCAAUUGUGCAUGGUGGAUUCUUGGAGUGUGAUACAUGCACCAGUGAAACCAGAGACACCAGUUGUUCCGGUCCACGAACCACCGAAACGCAUCCAAACAUUGGAAGCCUGUGUGCAGACGGUGAAGGAAAGUGUGUGUGUUGUGGAUAGUGCGACCAGUGUGUUAAUGAAGUCGCCGGAAAGUGUGCUUGAUUCGGCUGCAGCUUUCGUGAAGAGACCGAGUGUGAAUGCUGAAGUGCAAGUGGAUAGGGUGAGCACACCGGUCGUCAGUCUGACCACACACAAGUUAGAACCGAAAAUGGUCGAGAGGAGUCUGUGUACCAGCUGUGGACAUCGGUACGUGAAUACCGAAGAGAUGGCUUGUCAGACCGUUCAGCCUAAGAUCGAACCGGUUCCUGUGACUGUGAAGACGUCGAAUGUCGCUAUGCAGACCAGUAAGUUCUCAAGUCUCUGUCAGACAUCCAGUGAAUUAGUGACACAUGUGACACCGGCACCCUACGUCGAGUCAUCACUAUCCAUGGCCAUGAAGGUCGAGAAGCCAGUCACUCAGGACGUUGGAAUGCAGUUCGGAAUGCGUGUGGCCACGCGUGUCAUGAGCUCUGGCUACCAGGUGCAACAGACCAGCAGCCACACACUGACGGAAGCAGUGGGAGUAGCAGAACGAGAAGUACAGGUGACUCAAACCGAACGACCAGUUGUGACCAGUGUGGAUCACAGAGAAAUGAAGACAGUGAAACCUGAUCAUAUGAUGUCAGUGAGUACCUCCUACGCAGAACCGCCUGUCAAACAGCCACCACCACGCCAACUGACUGACACUGCCACACAGGCGACCUCCGUUACCACACACGUCACGGAAUCCAGUGAGCAUGUGAUUGUCUCUAAACCCACCGUUCAAGUCCAAGCACCUCUCGUCACCGAGACCGCCUCAUUGGAGUUACCCACACCUGAACCUGUUCGCAAAACAUCACUAGUGGAAGCCACACAGUUCGUGAAACGUUCCACAGUCGACCAACAAAUCGACACAGUACCAGUCUCCUCGUCCGACGUGGGUGCACAGACUGAGCCACACAAAUCUCUACUCGACGGUGCUGCCCAUUUGUCGUUGAAACGCACCGAUGCGACGUCACAAGCCAAACCUGUCCAAUUGUGCAUGGUGGAUUCUUGGAGUGAGAUACAUGCACCAGUGAAACCAGAGACACCAGUUGUUCCGGUCCACGAACCACCGAAACGCAUCCAAACAUUGGAAGCCUGUGUGCAGACGGUGAAGGAAAGUGUGUGUGUUGUGGAUAGUGCGACCAGUGUGUUAAUGAAGUCGCCGGAAAGUGUGCUUGAUUCGGCUGCAGCUUUCGUGAAGAGACCGAGUGUGAAUGCUGAAGUGCAAGUGGAUAGGGUGAGCACACCGGUCGUCAGUCUGACCACACACAAGUUAGAACCGAAAAUGGUCGAGAGGAGUCUGUGUACCAGCUGUGGACAUCGGUACGUGAAUACCGAAGAGAUGGCUUGUCAGACCGUUCAGCCUAAGAUCGAACCGGUUCCUGUGACUGUGAAGACGUCGAAUGUCGCUAUGCAGACCAGUAAGUUCUCAAGUCUCUGUCAGACAUCCAGUGAAUUAGUGACACAUGCGACACCGGCACCCUACGUCGAGUCAUCACUAUCCAUGGCCAUGAAGGUCGAGAAGCCAGUCACUCAGGACGUUGGAAUGCAGUUCGGAAUGCGUGUGGCCACGCGUGUCAUGAGCUCUGGCUACCAGGUGCAACAGACCAGCAGCCACACACUGACGGAAGCAGUGGGAGUAGCAGAACGAGAAGUACAGGUGACUCAAACCGAACGACCAGUUGUGACCAGUGUGGAUCACAGAGAAAUGAAGACAGUGAAACCUGAUCAUAUGAUGUCAGUGAGUACCUCCUACGCAGAACCGCCUGUCAAACAGCCACCACCACGCCAACUGACUGACACUGCCACACAGGCGACCUCCGUUACCACACACGUCACGGAAUCCAGUGAGCAUGUGAUUGUCUCUAAACCCACCGUUCAAGUCCAAGCACCUCUCGUCACCGAGACCGCCUCAUUGGAGUUACCCACACCUGAACCUGUUCGCAAAACAUCACUAGUGGAAGCCACACAGUUCGUGAAACGUUCCACAGUCGACCAACAAAUCGACACAGUACCAGUCUCCUCGUCCGACGUGGGUGCACAGACUGAGCCACACAAAUCUCUACUCGACGGUGCUGCCCAUUUGUCGUUGAAACGCACCGAUGCGACGUCACAAGCCAAACCUGUCCAAUUGUGCAUGGUGGAUUCUUGGAGUGUGAUACAUGCACCAGUGAAACCAGAGACACCAGUUGUUCCGGUCCACGAACCACCGAAACGCAUCCAAACAUUGGAAGCCUGUGUGCAGACGGUGAAGGAAAGUGUGUGUGUUGUGGAUAGUGCGACCAGUGUGUUAAUGAAGUCGCCGGAAAGUGUGCUUGAUUCGGCUGCAGCUUUCGUGAAGAGACCGAGUGUGAAUGCUGAAGUGCAAGUGGAUAGGGUGAGCACACCGGUCGUCAGUCUGACCACACACAAGUUAGAACCGAAAAUGGUCGAGAGGAGUCUGUGUACCAGCUGUGGACAUCGGUACGUGAAUACCGAAGAGAUGGCUUGUCAGACCGUUCAGCCUAAGAUCGAACCGGCUCCUGUGACUGUGAAGACGUCGAAUGUCGCUAUGCAGACCAGUAAGUUCUCAAGUCUCUGUCAGACAUCCAGUGAAUUAGUGCCACAUGCGACACCGGCACCCUACGUCGAGUCAUCACUAUCCAUGGCCAUGAAGGUCGAGAAGCCAGUCACUCAGGACGUUGGAAUGCAGUUCGGAAUGCGUGUGGCCACGCGUGUCAUGAGCUCUGGCUACCAGGUGCAACAGACCAGCAGCCACACACUGACGGAAGCAGUGGGAGUAGCAGAACGAGAAGUACAGGUGACUCAAACCGAACGACCAGUUGUGACCAGUGUGGAUCACAGAGAAAUGAAGACAGUGAAACCUGAUCAUAUGAUGUCAGUGAGUACCUCCUACGCAGAACCGCCUGUCAAACAGCCACCACCACGCCAACUGACUGACACUGCCACACAGGCGACCUCCGUUACCACACACGUCACGGAAUCCAGUGAGCAUGUGAUUGUCUCUAAACCCACCGUUCAAGUCCAAGCACCUCUCGUCACCGAGACCGCCUCAUUGGAGUUACCCACACCUGAACCUGUUCGCAAAACAUCACUAGUGGAAGCCACACAGUUCGUGAAACGUUCCACAGUCGACCAACAAAUCGACACAGUACCAGUCUCCUCGUCCGACGUGGGUGCACAGACUGAGCCACACAAAUCUCUACUCGACGGUGCUGCCCAUUUGUCGUUGAAACGCACCGAUGCGACGUCACAAGCCAAACCUGUCCAAUUGUGCAUGGUGGAUUCUUGGAGUGAGAUACAUGCACCAGUGAAACCAGAGACACCAGUUGUUCCGGUCCACGAACCACCGAAACGCAUCCAAACAUUGGAAGCCUGUGUGCAGACGGUGAAGGAAAGUGUGUGUGUUGUGGACAGUUGUACUGGUGUGGUGAAUAAAUCGGUUAAAUUUUCACCGGCUUCUACGAAUGAUGUUUUUGAUUCGAUGCCUUCCUCUUCUUUUGAUAUUUCUGUUUCUGCUACACCUUCGCUGUCUGAUUGUUGGUCUCAAUGUAAUUUGUCAUCUAUUUUAAGACAUCUGAUUGUUGAUAGUUUCGUGAAUUUUAAUCUGCCUGAAUCCGUAUCAUCUCCACUUGUUGAUUCUUGUUGUAUAAUGGUCUUUGGUUGCUCCUCUGUAGGAACUUUAACUGAGCCAUUAAAGCCUGUUCCUCGUGAGCUGAAAAGUCCGAACUUAAUUGACGCGUCUGUAUUCUUCCUUGUUGAUCCUGAUUAUUUGUCUUCAACAAUUCAGGACGAAGAUGUCCCUCUUGACUCUGGAGACCUUGAAUGGGAGUUAGUUGACGAUAAUUUGAAAGAACUACACCGUUGUUUGGUGAAUAGUUGUGUGCAAACUGAAGAGUCAAAUAUUUAUAGGCCUAAUUCUCAAAGAGAACACCCUCCUUCCCUACCUGUUAGCCAAUUGCCUACCGUCAACAGGAAAAACUUUUCAGUCCAGUAUAUUUAUGAGCCUGCUCAAGAAAAUGCAUGCUGUCAAACCCAACCCAUGACCUCUGAUAAAAUUCAAAAACAGAUCAUUAUCGAUAAUCUAGAUGCUGAAACCAUGACUGAAGAUAUAGAGUCAAAUGUUGCCGUCUUACUUCAAAACGUAAGUUCUACUGACAUCAGAGAACGUUUAAUUGAACGUUAUUACUAUUCUGCACCAUGCAGUGCCAUGCUUGUGACUGAUGCUGAAGUUCAAGUCAACCUGACUGGUUCAGUUUAUAAAGGACACUCAAAAGAAUUCUACGUAAAAGACAUUUCUACAGACUAUAUUGUUGAGCGUCAUAUGGAAAAUGAAAAUAUAAUACUAGAAGAAUCGAGUGGACAUGAUGACAGUGAACAAACUGUGUCAGGCACAUCAUAUUCGCGAUACAUGAAGCGCUUGCUUCAUGAAAGUGGUGUAACUGAAGUUUGGGAAAAAUGUCCCCCAACGCAUUCUGUCUUUGAUUAUUAUCAAAACCGUCGUGAGUUUGGGUCGGUACGUGAGCAGGCCUCUAUGGCCAUGGAAGAGCCCGUUACAGCAGCAGAUGUUGGCAUUCAAAUUGUAUUCGAUUCAUUUUCACAUAGUUCACCGUCUGAAUCCGAAAUAUCAAGAUCUGAAUCCCCGCUUAGUGGAUCAAGUUACACUUAUGAAGCAUAUUUGAUGCGCUCCAGACUAGGACAAGUAUGUGAAGUCCAGUGUCAAUUCUGUCCUACACAUAUACCAACAGCGUCCCAAACGGAUCAUUACGGAAUUUCUAUGCAGACUGAAAGACAUGACAAAUUAAAAGAGGAUAUUUUUGAAAUUUAUCAAAGAAGACUCAUAAAAGAUCAAAUUGCAGAAGCAUGGACUCAAGUUGAACAAGAUUUGUACACAGAAUCUCGAAUGGAAGAAGUUAGUGAACCUAUCGACGUAAUCGAAGAACGUAUUUUGGAGAUAACGGAGAAGAAAAGUAAAAAAGUUUAUAGUCAAAUAAAAAUUACGGAGGAAUUCACAGAAGAGGAGGAUUUGAUUGUUUGUGAAUUGGGUGUGCAAACAGAUCCGUUCUAUGAUCAGCAAUACUUUAUCAAAGCAAAACAAAGUCAUUCUUCAAUAGAUUUUCGUGAAGAAAGUCCUAGACGUUUAAUUACUACGGGUAUUCAGACAUCAGUAAUUCACCUGGCCAGUAUUAUCUCUUCAGGUGACAUAGCAUGGGCUGAUGAGGAUCUGUGUGAAGUAAUUAAGGCAGGCAUCAGAUUGCUUGGAUCUGAUGAGCAUAAGAGUGAAGAUAUAUCUGUGUCAAAAUAUGCGUCUCACCAACUAAAUAUUUGCGCUAGAUUACCAACUGAUUCUAAUGAAAAGGUGCUUAUUAGUAGCGGCACACAAGUAAUUCCUAUGGAAUCAGAUCUCGAGAAAAAGUUCCAGAAGGAAUGGCAAUCAGAACCCAUCUCUUUCCAUGAAUCUGCAGAACCCUUCCAAUCUGAUGAUAUUGUAGGAAAAGUUGGAACGCUUACAGAAGAAGCCCACCACAUGUCGAAAAUUUUAGUUCAACUACGUCAACGAACAUUACAGUAUGAAUUAUUCGAAUCACAAUAUUCAACAUCAUGUAUACAAUGGAAUAAUAUCCGUGAAGUGGCCAGUCCAAGAACAGGAUUAUUUGCACCAGUUGCAAUGGCAAUAAGAAGAGGAUGGAUUCGACUUGGUGAAACCAAUGAAUAUGUGGAUCCAAUGACCGGAGUUGCUAUUCCACUAGAAACGGCUUAUCAACAAGGACGUAUACGAUUAACUAGUUCAUCAAGUCAUUAUGAUAGAAAUGUUAUAACAAAUACACCUGUAUUACUAUUAAUUGAACGAGUAUACUUUAGUUGGUGCAAAGCCUAUUUAACAAGCGUUGUUAAUACGGCUACAGGAGAAGUACUAUCACCCAAUUUAGCAAUAGCAAAUGGUAUACUUGAAACAACGGAAGAUGAAAUACGCCUAUUAGAUAGUUUAACAAAUACAUGGAUUACUAUAGAAGAAGGUGCUGGUAGACAAAUAAUACAAUUAGAACCAUCAACUCCCACAACAGAAUCUAUGGAAGAUGAAUUAGAUGAGCCAGUUAGCUGUAAAGUUUAUCAACUCACUCAUGUUUGUCCUGGUGGUGAACCAUCUCCUUGGUUAGGUCCAUUAGAAGCUGUACGUUUGGGAUUAUUAAAUUGGGAAACUGGUGAAGUUGCUGCUGAUUGGCCAGCAAGACCAAUGUUACGUAGUAUGAAUUCUACAGGGCAUUUAUCAUCGGAAGAUUUUAUUCCAACUAAAUGGUGUAGUUUUCUAACUGCAAAACAAGCUGGUUGGUUAAGAUUUAUUGAAGAAAUAGAACCACAACGGUAUAUAACAACAUCAGGUACGCCAAAUAAAGAGCCAGGAUCACUUCUAUUAUCAACACAAGUAAAUCUUUUAGCUCCAUCUCAAGUAUCAUUAAAUUAUGAACAAGAUGAUAUUGAAGAAAAUUAUCCUCAUCGACCUAAUCAAUAUCAUCAUGAAUUCAAUAUACCAAGAACUAGAUCAGAUGAUGUUUUUACAACUAGAAAUAUAAGUACAUCUAACUUAUAUCAUCCAAUUAAUGUAUUACCUGAUACUAGAAGUGUAUCAUGUACUCGAAUUGAUAUAACAUCACCAUUAUAUAAUGAUUAUAAAUUAAUUCCAUCACAAGUAAGACAUGAAAAUGAUGAACAUUCAUGGACAAGUGAAACACAAAUAUGGGAAGAAUAUCAAGAGACUUCAUCAAGAACCAUUUCACCUGAUAAUGCAAGACGUCAUCAAUAAAUGUUUAUUUUUUAUUUUGAUAAUAAAUAAGUAAAUCAAAGGAGAAAUCUACACUCUUUUAAUAUGUUACAAUCAUGUUUUAAAAAGAAAAAGAAAAAUAGACACAUUCCAGUACAUUUCCAUCAUCACCAACACUUCUAUGCCCUUUUAGUGAUUAUGAAACCUUUUAUUAUUUGUUAUUGUGUUUUUUUUUAUGUAAAAGAAAAUAAAAUAUUAAUUGAACAAUGGAAUAAAAUAAGACAUUAGUAAAACAAAUCUGUUUAUACAUAGAAAUUGUAACUAAAGCAAACAAUACUACUACUACUACUGCUACUACUAUUAUUAUUAUUGCUACUACUAGCUAUUAUUGCUGCUAAUACUAGUUAAUCAGAAAACAUUUAAAUAACUAACUCAUUUAUGCACAUUCAAAUUGUGAUUCUCUUCUUGUUUUUUUUUUGUUUGUUUGUUCAUUUGUUUUGUUUUUUUUUGGAUCGUUUUUGUUUUCACACUUUCGUUUUCAUUUAUCUGGGUACAUGUAUAACUACACAUAUCUAUACACACACAUACACCCACACACACACAGAAAUACACAUUCAUAAAUAUAAAUGAGCACAAUGUACUUUCGUAUAAGAAAGAUUUUGUGUUACUUUUUCGUUUUGUAUUAAUAGUAUAUAAGUAUAAAUGGCUAUUUACUCUA